ACGAGUCCAUCCCGGAGACCUCCAUCCCCGUGGUGGUGCGGCCGCGGCCGCGGCUGCGGCGCCUCACCAAGUGCAAGGACUCGUGCUGCUCGGAGCCGGCCAGGAAGAUCUACUUCGGCGUGUGCAUCACCAUCUGCAUGACGGCGUCAUGGGUGGGCGCGACGCACAGCAUCAAGCUGCUGUACCUGCGCCACCCGCUGGCCGGCUUCGGCUUCUACACGGACCAGCUGUUCCCCGCCUCGCGGCCCGGCCUGGACGACGUGCUGUCCCCCCAGACCGCGCACCCCCUGGGCGUGCACCGGCACCCGCACAGCAACGCCAGCACCACCGCCAUCCACCACUACCUGCUGCGCGCCUCGUACAACGCCCCGUUCUUCACCACCUGGUUCAUCACCAACUUCACCAUCCUCUUUUUCCCGCUGUACCUGGUGUGCCGGCUGCUGACGGCGCGCUGCGUGUCCUGGGGGGAGGUCCUCGGCGAGUGCGUGCGCGGCUUCCGGGACAAGGGCUUCACGCCAGCGCGCUUCCUCACGCGCUGCAUGCUGUUCUGCCUGCUGUGGGUCGGCACCAACUACAUGUACAUCCACUCGCUGCGCAUCCUGCUGGCCACGGACGUGAUGGCGCUGUACGCCACCAACGUGUCCUGCGUCUACCUGCUGUCCUGGGUCAUCCUGCACGAGCAGUUCGUCGGCGUCAGGAUCGUGGCCGUCAUCCUGUGCGACACGGGCAUCGCGCUGCUCGCCUACAUGGACGGCAUCACCGGCAGCCCCACGCUGGGCGGGGUGGUGCUCGCCGCCUGCGCGGGGGCGGGCUCGGCCGUGUACAAGGUGCUGUUCAGGAAGGUGAUUGGCGACGCGAGCUACGGGCAGGUGUCGCUGUUCUUCUCGCUCAUCGGACUGCUCAACGCCUCCAUCCUCUGGCCGCUGGUCCUGGCCUUGUACCUGACGGGGGCGGAGACCUUCAACUGGGACCAGCUGCCCUGGGUGGCCUUGAUGGCCUCCAGCGGGCUGUCCCUUGUGGCCAACCUGCUGGGCAACUUCGGGGUGGCCAUCACCUACGACCUGUUCAUCACGCUGGGCCUCAUCACCUCCGUGCCGGUGUCGGCUGCCCUCGACGUGGUGCUGUACGGCGCCCACUUCGCCGGCAUGAAGCUGGCCGGGAUGAUCCUGAUCGCCGUGGGCUUCUUCCUGGUCAUGCUGCCGGACAACUGGCCGGACUACAUUACAAGACUUCUGAGAAAUAUCAUCUUAUUGAGUCACAGUGCUAGGUGGAGUCGGCGCAGUCGGCACGGACUUCCCGGAGGCCAGCAGCGGACCGUGGUGGACUACCGCACCGGCUACAUCCGCAGCCACCUGAGGUCGCCGUCGGGGAGGGUCCGGUGACCGGAGGAGGCCCAGGGCAGCCUGCAAGACAGCCUGCAAGGCCUGCUGGGCCCGGACUCACCCCGCAUGGCCUUCGUCGAAGACUGACCGCGCACCGACUUAGAGGCUUAGAGCUGCACACCGGACAAACAGUGUGUGUCGACCACGAGAGUGAAUGUAGGGCCAGGGCCACUAGAAUAGAAUCUUUCAUUUUGUACAUGUUUUCAUGCGUGCGUGUGUGAGAGAGUGCGUGUGUACGCGAGAGACAAAGAGACCGUUUUUGGGAGAAAUACGUGAAAAUAUUUAGAGCUGCGUCUCUUACCAUAACUUAAACCAAAAACUACUGUUAAAUACGUUUUGUCUUGUUUUUGUAAAAAAAAAGUUGUUUCUAAAAUUUGUAAGACCACUUAUGGUCGAGUACUUAUGACAAAUAAUAUGUCGUUCUCCCACUGACGCGCCAAAAUGAUAUGCUGUCUUUUACACAGCGACACGAAGUGCAUGAACCAUCAUUUUCAUCACCAUUUUUGUCCCCACUGAAGCCCUUUGUGAUCCCCUUACCCCAUCAUUGUCUGCAUGCCUAAUUUGUAUUGUUUGUGACUGAUACUAGUCCUGUACUCUCAUCUUCGAAUAAAACUAUUAACACAGAA
This is a messenger RNA of Thrips palmi, 2008 nucleotides long. Its product is annotated as putative thiamine transporter SLC35F3. The record is from RefSeq and is a predicted model, not a curated record. The transcript is spliced from 10 exons. Lineage: Eukaryota; Metazoa; Arthropoda; Insecta; Thysanoptera; Thripidae. Bases 138 to 1382 code for a protein of 414 amino acids.